Molecule: messenger RNA, 1169 nt
Organism: Lagenorhynchus albirostris (white-beaked dolphin)
Lineage: Eukaryota; Metazoa; Chordata; Mammalia; Artiodactyla; Delphinidae
Gene: SYNGR2
Product: synaptogyrin 2
Exons: 4
Coding region: 61-735 (224 amino acids)
Cellular component (GO): neuromuscular junction; synaptic vesicle membrane
Source: RefSeq, a predicted model, not a curated record
GCUGGCUCCUCAGCAGUCCGCGGCUGCGGCGGCGGCGUCGGCGGCGGCUGCGACGGCGACAUGGAGAGCGGGGCCUACGGCGCGGCCAAGGCGGGCGGCUCCUUCGACCUGCGGCGCUUCCUGACGCAGCCGCAGGUGGUGGUGCGCGCCGUGUGCUUGGUCUUCGCCUUGAUCGUGUUCUCAUGCAUCUUCGGUGAGGGCUACAGCAACACCCACGAGUCCAGACAGCAGUACUGCGUGUUCAACCGCAACGAGGACGCGUGCCGCUUCGGCAGCGCCAUCGGGGUGCUGGCCUUCCUGGCCUCGGCCUUCUUCUUCGUGAUCGACGUCUAUUUCCCCCAGAUCAGCAACGCCACUGACCGCAAGUACCUGGUCAUCAGCGACCUGCUCUUCUCAGCUCUCUGGACCUUCAUGUGGUUCGUCAGCUUCUGCUUCCUUGCCAAUCAGUGGGCAGCCACCAAGCCGGAAUACGUGCUGGUGGGAGCCGACUCGGCCCGGGCGGCCAUCGCCUUCAGCUUCUUUUCUGUCUUCUCCUGGGGCGUGCUGGCCUCCUUGGCCUACCAGCGCUACAAGGCCGGAGUGGAUGACUUCAUCCAGAACUACGUGGACCCCACUCUGGACCCCAGCACGGCCUACGCCUCCUACCCAGGCGCGCCUGUGGACAGCUACCAACAGCCGCCCUUCACCCAGAACGCCGAGACCACAGAGGGCUACCAGCCGCCCCCCGUGUACUGAGCUGCGGCCGGGGAUGGUAAGGGGAGGAGGGAGGGCGCCUGGGGGGCCUCCCCUCUUCCCGGACUCCUCCCCCGAGGCUGGUCUCCCAGAGCUGCCGGCCCCGCUCGAUCCACCUGGGGCCUGUCGGAGCUGACGCACGGCCUGGAGAGAGAGCCUCUGCCUCCUCGUCCUGGCUGCUGGCCUCAGAGCCUCGCCUGUGCCCCAGGGGGCUUCACCUACCACUCCUCGAGGGCAUUUUUUAGGGAAGGGUUUUUGGUUGGAUGGGUUUUGUCAUUGCUUUUAAUGAUCCCCAGCCCCACCUGAAGUAGCUCCAAGGGCCCGAUGUGCUGGUUUGACAAGUGCCUUAGCUUCUCCCCAGCCUGAAGGAGCCGGGCCACGUGCAGGCCUCGGUGGCCACCGCCCUCUGGGGGUCUCUGCCAAAGAUGAGGCUGUGG